Molecule: messenger RNA, 433 nt
Organism: Myiozetetes cayanensis
Lineage: Eukaryota; Metazoa; Chordata; Aves; Passeriformes; Tyrannidae
Gene: MLANA
Product: melan-A
Exons: 4
Coding region: 1-342 (113 amino acids)
Cellular component (GO): trans-Golgi network; endoplasmic reticulum membrane; melanosome
Source: RefSeq, a predicted model, not a curated record
AUGCGCAGACGAAACGACCACCCGUAUGGCAACUAUUUCAGAGGCAGAGGACACACCUAUUUUGCAGCAGAAGAAGCUCUGGGCAUUGGACUUUUCAUUUUGGUGCUGGCAACUUUACUUGCCUUUGGCUGCUGGUAUUACAAAAGACGUAGUGGCUACAAAAGUCUGCGGAGCAAAAGCUCUAGUGUGAGCACAGUACGGAACGUGGUAGGAGAGGGAGCAAUACUGGACUGCAAAAUGACUCUCCAGGAGUACAGAAACUUUAAUUCUGUGGUACCUGAUGCUCCACCAGCUUAUGACAAAAUUGCUGCAGAUCAGUCACCACCACCUUAUUCACCAUGAUAACAUGAAAUUUCAAACUCUUCAUGCUCCCUCUUAAUUUCCUGUACAUGCUUAACUUUCUUACAGCUAAAAUCAUAGAAAAAAAAAAAUC